Tripterygium wilfordii is the source of this 692-nucleotide messenger RNA. RefSeq names its product putative RING-H2 finger protein ATL71. The record is from RefSeq and is a predicted model, not a curated record. Lineage: Eukaryota; Viridiplantae; Streptophyta; Magnoliopsida; Celastrales; Celastraceae. The transcript has a single exon. Bases 30 to 518 code for a protein of 162 amino acids.
UUGACUUUAGCUCCCCCGAGACUAUAUAGAUGGACAAUACUACAGCAGGCAUUGGUAGUGCUGAUCUAUCAGAACACAGAGCUAGCUUUGCUCUUCAAUUUGGUGUCUCUGUUGGCGUUUUCGCUCUAGUUGUAACCAGCAUCAUUGCUUCAUACUUCUUCUGCAACCGCAAGAACAUACCAACGCGCCCUUCUCAACGUGUCUCUACUGCAACUCUUGACCAUGAUUCUGCUACUGUUGUUGAAUUAGGCCUUUAUGAAGCCACUGCCAAUAGCUAUCCAAGGCUGUUGUAUUCGCAAGCCAAGCUUGACAAGGGUGAUGCAAUCGCUCAAUCCUGCUCUAUAUGCUUAGCAGAUUAUAAGGAACGCGACAUGGUAAGGUUGAUGCCAGAAUGUGAUCAUAUCUUCCACCUGCAAUGCAUUGAUCCUUGGCUGAGGCUGCACACAACAUGUCCAAUGUGUCGAAGCUCGCUGUCAAGUACUUCAAUGACUUCUGAUGAGAUACCAUUCGGGCCCUGAAGUUACUCAGUCCAGUUGUCACUUGUUGGCUCUGCUAAAGAUUGAAUUGUGGUGUCCGAGGGCCAUUGAGGGAGGGGAGGGUUUGGGAGUGUUACAAUGGAAAAUCUACAAUUUUCGUGUUAAAACACUGCUGAAUUCUUCCCUUUCAAACGCCUGCGAGCAUCCUGUCAAGUA